GCGUCAAGGGUCAUUUUGGGAAGAAAUAAAAAUGAUUGCCAAGAACUAAAACUAACACUCCGAAUAAUCACUUUCAGUGUGGAAUAUUGUGGCUAAAUAAUCUUCAAGAACAAUAAUUCGAUAUAAUUUUGUAACUCUAAUAAACUCAUUUCUUUUGGCAAAUACACGAUUUGUUAUUUGUGCUUGACAAGUGAAAUGCUUUAAUAUUUGGCCGGAUAUCACGCGCAACCAUUUAGCAGUCUUCGCUUUUAAGAAAAUAAACAAGCGAGUUUUGUACCACAUAAGAAAUGGAUCCAGCACAACUAUCUGAUUCUGCGACUUUGCUGCUUUCCGCCACUGGUGUUCUGACACCUGUGUCACAGGUUCUUACAAUACCUGUUGAGAAAGACCCUGAAGAAGAAGGUGGAUUACCUCCAAAUGUUGAAGAAGAGACACAGAUUGAAGUAGCAGUUGGUGAACCUGAGCAAAAACUGCCAGAAGAGUCUGUUUCAAGUUUGCCUGUUGAAUAUCCAUUGACCUCUAUUCUGGCUGAAAAAUUUGAAACAAAACCAGAUGAAAAAGCAAUUACAGGCUUCGCUGAAUCUCAAACCACUUUGGCUGCAGAGAAUCUACAGUUUGUCAUAGUACGAGUAAAAGCAUCAGAACUUAUUGGCACGAUUAGAAAGCUUGUGGCAGACUCAAUUCAUGUGCCUUUAGAAACUUGUUUUAUGUUUUAUCAUGAAAUUGAGAUGGAAGAUUGUGUUGCAGUUGGCUCGCAUGCUGGAUCUUUGAAUGGAACAGUCACCUUAAACAUUCAAAUUAAAAAUGUUUCAGAAAAUGGAGAGACAGUUAAGCGAAUGGAUGUAUUAAAUAUCCAUUUGACUCCCAACAAUGCUGACAAUCCAGAGUUGCUUGGAAAUGGUGAACAAAAAAAGAAUAACAAAACUCUGCCACAUUCCCCAACAAAACGAAGACGAAAGUCCUCCAACAAUAAAGGUAAUGCAAGAUUGUCAAACACCACGGCUACUCCUAUAAUGGUCUUGAAUAAACCUGUAGAUAAUUUAGCAUCUCCAAUUGGACAAAAUCCUAAUGUAGAAUUAUCAUCACCAGAAGUACCGACACUUACAGCAAGUCGGAGUGCUGGAAACAAUGGCCAAAUUCAACUAUGGCAAUUUUUACUUCAACUUCUAACUGAUAAAGACUGUAAGCAUCUAAUUACAUGGAUUGGUGAUCAAGGUGAAUUUAAAUUAAACCUUCCAGAACAAGUAGCCCAAGAAUGGGGGAAAAGGAAGAAUAAGCCAGCUAUGAAUUAUGAGAAGUUAAGCAGAGCUCUACGAUAUUACUAUGAUGGUGACAUGAUUCAUAAAGUACAUGGAAAAAGAUUUGUGUACAAAUUUGUUUGUGAUCUAAAGAGUUUACUAGGAUAUUCUGCUGCAGAAUUGAGUGCUCUUGUAAAUCAAAUGGAUACAACCUAUCAACAUCAACUUAUUAAUGGUAAUCAAACAUGAAAAUACACAUUUGUACCUCAUAACAUUUUAAACUGAACUUUUUUAACAGAACAAUUUGUUUACAAAGUACCAAUAAAUACUGUAGCGUAGUAUCAUAAGCUAAAUGAUUCCUACAUUUAUCAACACAAAGUAUGAAGUUUCAUUUGCACCAAAUCACAAACUUUGUAUGGACUACAUAGUUUGCAUGGAAAUUUUACCAAUAAUACUUAUAGAAUAAAUAACAUUGAGUUUGAAGGCA
Molecule: messenger RNA, 1725 nt
Organism: Xenia sp. Carnegie-2017
Lineage: Eukaryota; Metazoa; Cnidaria; Anthozoa; Malacalcyonacea; Xeniidae
Exons: 8
Coding region: 288-1487 (399 amino acids)
Biological process (GO): cell differentiation; regulation of transcription by RNA polymerase II
Cellular component (GO): nucleus
Molecular function (GO): DNA-binding transcription factor activity, RNA polymerase II-specific; sequence-specific DNA binding
Source: RefSeq, a predicted model, not a curated record